AUGUCCCCUGCUGGGUCGGCGCCAGUUGCCCGGGGCCAGCACGCUGCAGCUGCAGCCGCGCUCCUGGCCCUGGUCGGGGGCAACGGGUCGCGCAACGCGUCGCGGCCGGCGGCGGAGCCCAGCAGCCACCUGGACGUGAACACGGACGCCUGCUCCAAGGUGCUGGUGACCGCCGUGUACCUGGCGCUGUUCGUGCUGGGCACCGCCGGCAACUCGGUGACGGCCUUCGCGCUGGCCCGCAGGCGGCCGCUGCAGCACCUGCAGGGCGCCGCCCACUACCACCUGGGCAGCCUGGCCGCGUCCGACCUGCUCAUCCUGCUGCUGGCCAUGCCGGUGGAGCUGUACAACUUCAUCUGGGUCCACCACCCCUGGGCCUUCGGCGACGCCGGCUGCCGCGGCUACUACUUCCUGCGGGACGCCUGCACCUUCGCCACGGCCCUCAACGUGGCCAGCCUGAGCCUGGAGCGCUACCUGGCCGUCUGCCACCCCUUCAAGGCCAAGACCCUCAUGUCCCGCAGCCGCACCAAGAGGCUCAUCGCCGCCAUCUGGCUGGCCUCCGGCCUGCUGGCGCUGCCCAUGCUCUUCACCAUGGGCCAGCAGAACCUCAGCGCCGACGGCCGGCACCCGGGCGGCCUGGUGUGCACCCCCACCGUGGGCGCGGCCACGCUCAAGCUGGUCAUCCAGACCCGAGUUCCCAGGCGCCCCUCGCCCGCGGAGCCAUGCCCGGCCGUGGGGUUCAGGAGGCGAGAGGCCGUCGGGGAGGCGCCGGCUGACCGCGCCCCCCGCAGGUUCCUCUACGACUUCUACCACUACUUCUACAUGCUGACCAACGCGCUCUUCUACGUCAGCUCCGCGGUCAACCCCGUCCUCUACAACCUCGUCUCCGCCAGCUUCCGCCAGGUCUUCCUGUCCACCCUGGCCUGCCUGUGCCCCGUGUGCGGGCGCGGGCGCAAGGGGCCAGCCUUCCCCAGGAAGGCCAACAGCGUGUCCAGCAACCACACGCUGUCCAGCCACGCCACCCGGGAGAGCCUGUACUAG
This is a messenger RNA of Condylura cristata (star-nosed mole), 1038 nucleotides long. It is a transcript of the gene NTSR1, whose product is annotated as neurotensin receptor 1 (high affinity). Gene Ontology annotation, molecular function: G protein-coupled neurotensin receptor activity. The transcript has 3 exons. Bases 1 to 1038 code for a protein of 345 amino acids. The record is from RefSeq and is a predicted model, not a curated record. Gene Ontology annotation, biological process: neuropeptide signaling pathway. NCBI's taxonomy places the organism in Eukaryota, Metazoa, Chordata, Mammalia, Eulipotyphla, Talpidae. Gene Ontology annotation, cellular component: plasma membrane.